AUGGCCGGCUUCUGUCUGCACAUCUGCAUCACCGCGGCUCUGAUGCCCAGGACUGUGAUUGAUCCGGCUGAGGAGUCUGAGGAGACUUCGAGCGCGCCAAAAGUCGGCAGCAGCGAGGACUCCGUGGCGCAUCAAAAGGAGGUCAGCAUAGUUGAGGGCGAGUUGGAAUACCUGAAGCCUUCCGGGGAUGACGUUGUCAUUACCACCACCACCAGCAGCAGGUAA
Molecule: messenger RNA, 225 nt
Organism: Dibothriocephalus latus
Lineage: Eukaryota; Metazoa; Platyhelminthes; Cestoda; Diphyllobothriidea; Diphyllobothriidae
Source: the annotation of a GenBank genome assembly